This is a messenger RNA of Sus scrofa (pig), 1758 nucleotides long. NCBI's taxonomy places the organism in Eukaryota, Metazoa, Chordata, Mammalia, Artiodactyla, Suidae. The record is from RefSeq and is a predicted model, not a curated record.
AUGGUGCCUGGGAGAGGGCAACACAGCAGAUUCUUGGCUGGCUUGAAUCAGACAGAUGUGAAUGUGAAGAGCUGGGGAUCACCUGUGCUCAGACUGUGGCAAGGGCUGGGCCGUUGCCACCCCGUGGAGGAGGCGGGCUUUCAGGGGAGUGGUCGAGGUAGGGGCCAGCGGAAGAGCAGAAGAGUAGUGAAGGAGGCGGGGCCAGCGAAAGAGAUCGCAGAGGAGGUGCAGCGAGUGGGGAGUCGUCGAAGGGCGGGGCCAGCAGGAGUGGCGACGGAGAGGCGCGGAACCUUUGACGAAGCCCAGAGGAGGUGGGGGCCAGCGGAGGAGGCGGGACAAGGAAUCGGAGAGACAGGGGGUCGAGGAGGCGCGCCGACUAAGGCCGUCUUAUCCGGACUCGCCAAUCACCCGUAUUCCAUCACCUCCCACAGGUAUUCCAUGCCCGGCGCUUGUUCCCGGCUGACCUCAGUGCAGUUACCCGGACUAGCUCAGUCCGGAUCCCUUCAGUCUGGCAACUCCUGGCACUUCGGAAAGAAGGGUUCCCUCGGUUGCAGGAAGAAAAGCUGGUCGGAGCCUAGAGCACUAAGAGAAAAGCCGCCUGAGUCCCGACUGCACCGGACCAAUGAGGCGGGCUUCCUGCGUCAGCGCGGACACUCGCUGCCCAAUUAGAAGAAGCCUGUCCCGGCGAUCGAGGAAGAAGCUACGGGUCCUGCUUUGGGACAAACAUCUCGGCAAUAAUAAUGCGCUUCUAUUUGCUUUGUUCUAACUUGAACGAAAGGCCACACUAAAUAUGCCCAGCUCUGAGCAAUAAGAACACUUUCGUUACCUUUGAAGUUUCCGAAGGCAUUCCACGUAUAGUUUUUAUUGAUUCACACCAUGUCUAAUAAGACACAUUCGGAUGUUAAUUUGCCCAAGAACACACAGCCCCUUUGGAGUGAAAAAAGAAGAAAAAAGCCAAGUCCGUGACAACUAAACGCAAAACGAAAUCCUGGAUUAUAUCCUAGAACAGAAAAAGGACGUAAAUGAGACAACUGAUGAAAUUUAAAUAAGGUGUAUCAAGUAAUUAUAGUAUUAUAUCAAUAGUUUUGAUAAUUGUACUAUGCUUAUGUAAGAUGUUGAUUUUGGGGGAUUAUGAGUGAAGAACAUAGGGGAACCAUACUACUUUUGCAACUUUUUGAAAACCUAAAAUGAUUUCAGAUUCUGAGCCCCAAUUUUUGUUUUGUUUUGAUUCUGAGCCUUUAUUGAGGCGUCCAGUACAGAACAGGAAGUAGCUUAUAGAAAGCUUUGUGUAUUGAAUCAUUCGAAAUAUACUGAAGCAACACAUUUUAAAAUAGGGCCAUAUGCCAGUCCCCAGGCUAGAGGUCAAAUCAGAGCUACAGCUUCCUGCCUACACCACAGCCACAGCAACAUGGGAACAUGGUAUCCAAGCCACAUCUGCGACCUAUACCACAGCUCACGGCAACAUGGGAUCCUUAACCCACUGAGCAAGGCCGGGGAUCGAACCCGAGUCCUCAUGGAUAUUAGUUGGAUUCGUUUCCACUGCACCACAAUGGGAACUCCCUGAUUGACUUUGAAAUGUUAAACCAACCUUAUUGUCCUGAGAUAAACCUUAUUUGGACAUGCUGUACUAUACUUUAUAAAUUAAGUGAUUUUUGCAUCCAUGUUCACAGAGAUAUUGAGCUGUAACUUUUUUUGUAAACUUAUUGUCAGGUUUUGUUGCCAGGUUAUCUUGGUCUAAUAAAACUAGUCCGGAAGACA